AUGGCCAUCCAGUCACUGCGCGAAAUCAACGCGUACAAUCUACGCACCUUCAAACGCCACUAUGUCUCAGAGAUCUCCGGAUCGCUUGGCGAUCUGGGAACAUUCCUGCCAAUCGCCAUCGCGCUAUCCUUCAACGGCACCGUCUCCCUCGCCAGCACGCUGAUAUUCUCGGGAAUAUUCAAUAUUUUAACCGGGGGAUUCUUCGGUAUCCCAUUACCAGUCCAGCCAAUGAAGGCCAUCGCCGCCGUAGCUAUUGCGCGUAGCUUCUCAAAUGGCACGAUCGCUGCAGCGGGCAUCUUCGUCGGUGCUUGUCUACUCCUCUUCAGCUUAACGGGUAUCCUGCACUGGUUCGCCAGCGCGAUUCCAAUUCCAGUUAUAAAGGGUAUCCAAGUCGGCGCAGGGUUAUCCCUCAUCAUCGCCGCCUGUAACAGCAUGCUCCAUCCCCUCGGCUGGACCUACCCGUCCUGGGCGGACAACCGUAUCUGGGCGAUUGCUGCCUUUGUUGCGCUUCUACUCACCAAUGUUUAUCGUCGAGUACCGUAUGCACUUGCAGUGUUAGCCCUGGGGUUGGGACUUGCCGUGAUCCGCACGACAGUCGCGGGUCAUAUGCCCGCUUUCGAGUUAUGGCAGCCCUUCACUGUGAUUCCGACAAGACAUGAAUGGCGCAUCGGCGCUGUUGAUGCUGGUAUUGGUCAAAUUCCGCUUACUACGCUCAACUCUGUUGUGGCGGUUGUGCAUCUGGCGAAUGAUCUGCUGCCGAACGUGCAUACUCCGUCAAUCACACAUAUCGGGCUGAGUGUGGCGGGCAUGAACUUACUGGGCUGCUGGUUUGGCGCGAUGCCUGUAUGUCACGGCUCGGGUGGUCUAGCAGCACAGCAUAGAUUUGGAGCUCGUUCGGGAUCAAGUGUGAUCUUCCUUGGCGUGUUGAAGCUUAUUAUUGGAUUCUUCUUUGGAGAGACCUUGAUCGAUUUUCUUAGGCGUUUUCCUACUGCUUUCCUCGGUGUGAUGGUCAUUGCGGCUGGAUCGGAGCUGCUUAGCGUCGGUGAGAGCCUCAACACCACUGGUGCUCGGGAUCUCACGCAAGCCGGUUCUGGCCUUCUCGCUCAUACGCAGCAGCAUCUUGGUCCUAUUCUCACGGACGAAGAACGCUCUCGUCGCUGGACUGUCAUGAUGGUCACUGUGGGAUUGUUAGUAGGGUUCAAGAACGAUGCGAUUGGCUUCAUUGCCGGUAUGCUUUGCCACUGGGCGUAUGAGAUUCCAGAGUGGUUGGAAAGAGGGCGCAGCCGCUGGUCAGAGGGACGGUUGCGUCUACAAGAGUGA
Molecule: messenger RNA, 1320 nt
Organism: Penicillium bovifimosum
Lineage: Eukaryota; Fungi; Ascomycota; Eurotiomycetes; Eurotiales; Aspergillaceae
Product: putative sulfate/molybdate transporter
Exons: 1
Coding region: 1-1320 (439 amino acids)
Biological process (GO): molybdate ion transport
Molecular function (GO): molybdate ion transmembrane transporter activity
Source: RefSeq, a predicted model, not a curated record